AUGGCCUGCUUGUUCGAAGGCCACUUUUCCGGCUUGAAGUUUCCUCACAAUGCUGAGCAACUCAAGUCUUUUGGGCCUUCAUGGUACACCCAGGCGUUCCACAAGUUCGGAACUCUUCCAUCGGACAACAGCGUGGUGAAGGUUGUGCAUGUUGAGCAACUUCCACAUUCUGGCUUUGAUGCCGCCGGCGGGGCGGGCCACAAGGCCUUCAUUGAGCUUCAGUAUGCAAAGCCAGAUCCAAACCUGCACACGAAGCUCUUUGCCAAGUACCCUUGGGAUUUUUUCGAAUCAGAGACGGGGAAGCGGUACCGAAUGCAAAUAUCCACGUACCAAGACAUGGAUUCCCUGGAGCUUUUGACCAACAUCUCCUGCGAGCACCUGUUUCCUUUCAGGAUACCAAAGCUGUACUUUGCUGACAUCAAUCGAGACACCACAAACUACGUCCUCAUUGUGGAACGCAUUCCCUUUGGAAGACGUGGGAAGGUGGUGAACGGGAAGGUGACAGAGAAGAUUGAAAGGAAGCCGUUCGAGAUUCUGCCAGUGUGCGGCAAGUACCAGGAUUACUUGCUGGAGGAUGCUCCCAGCAUCUACUACGCUUUGUUCCGCGAGAUGGCGCACUUGGCAGCCUGGGAUCAUCAAGGUCGCUAUGAUUCCGUUUUGGGCCCCAUGACCAGGUAUUCCGAGGAGGACUUCCUGAACACUCAAGUUCGAGUGCGAAAGCCGCAGAAACAAAAGAAGCUGGAUGUGUUCAAGGGUGGCUGUAAGUCAAUGAUCGAGAAGGGAGUCGACUUCGCGUUGAACGUGGGCUCUCAGAUCUUCACGCCAGCAGGUCGUGACAAGAAGAAAUUAGAGAAGCUGAUGAAGGAGAUCACGGAAAUUGCCCCUCAUUUUGACGAUAUCAGGCUCUAUGUGGCCAACUCGAGUGAUUGGGUGGCGGCAAUGCAUAUGAAUCUCCAAGCAGACAACGCUUACUUCUGGCACGAUGAGAACGGUGACCUGGAUGUCGGAGUCUUUGAUUGGUGCGGCUUUAGCCGUACUGCUUUUGUGGGGAACUUCAUGGGAUGUCUCAGUGGUGCUGAUGCGGACUUACUCGAUGCUCACGAAGAGGGCCUGAUGAGAAUGUUCUGUGACGAAUACGAGCGAUACGGUGGUCCGCGCAUUGAUCCGGCUGAGCUGCUCUUGAAAUACCACCUGCAGUGGCCCUCUUUCACAAUGGAUGCAUGCCAGUGGGUCGAGCGAGAUAUCUACGUGCAAUGCCCGAAGGAGGAGUGGAGCACAAUCAAAACAAUUUACGAUGACAAGUUCGUCGAUCGAUGGAACGUUCGAUGUCGUGGAACUACGUUAGUGAAUGCUUUCGAGUUCUACAGCAGAAGAGAUUUUAAGAAGAUCUUUGAUGACUGGAUCUCGGGACCGGGCAAAGCGUACCGGUUGCACCUAUUGGAUGCUGGCUUGGCCACUCAGUGCGGCGCCGGCGGCCGCAGUGUUGCCAUGGACCUGCCAGAGAAGGAAUACCAGGAGAAGCUCCUCAAGGUCACUCUCCGAGUGCAGCGUCACUGGCGCGUGGUCACUGCGCGGAAAGUUUUUGCAGACCAGGCUGCGGCUUCCUACACCGGCAGCACCGCCAACAAGCAAAGCUUCUUGCUGCAUUGGCAGGCCAAGUACCUCAUCGCAAACAAUCUUCCAACCAAUGAUGCUCAUUGGGAUUCCGACGAUCCAUCGUGGGUUGGAAAGGCGUCCAUGUCAAAGCGACAUCGAUUUCUGAUACGGCGGAAUCUGCACUGGCGGUGGUUUAACGCACUUGUUUUUGGCAUGCUGGAUGAUCAAGAGCGAGUUUUUCCAGCUGGAAAGUGUUGUCCUGACACCGUGUCGGAGAUCAAAAUGAUGAAGGAGGCGGCUUUGACUUGGGUUGAGGGGGCCCGCGAGAGCGAAGGCUGGUCUCACAACAUCGGCUUGUUUUUUCAUGUGUACGGCCACAACAGUGUUAAUUCCUUGCACCUGCACGUGGUGGAUUUGGACUUUACUGGCCCCAGCUUUGAGAGCCAGAAGUUCAAGAACUUGCCAAUCGAUGCAGUGCUGCAGGUACUGGAACAGGAAGCGGCGGCCACGCCAGAGGGCUGUGAGAGAAGCUUGCUAAGCUCACUUCCUGCGAUUGAAGACACAAUCGACUUGAAGCAAGAGACCGUAAAAGCGACUCCUAUCCUGAAUACCGCAGAUUUAUACCGAAAAGCUCGACUGAAAUUUCUUGAGCUUGGUGGCGUGCGAGCUUUAAGAGACCAGUUGACGAGACAGGGAUUCCUGAAGGCACACAGUCCGAAGCUGACUACAAACAACAAGCCGUUCAACGUGUUUGCUCGCUUGGCAUACCAAGACACUGUUGGUCGAUGUCUCUACACUUCCGAUACCAGUCUGAACAAGAUUGCCAAUAGCCGGCGUGCCAGCCAGCGCGGUGAUCUUUCCCCCUGA
Molecule: messenger RNA, 2463 nt
Organism: Symbiodinium pilosum
Lineage: Eukaryota; Dinophyceae; Suessiales; Symbiodiniaceae
Source: the annotation of a GenBank genome assembly